Molecule: messenger RNA, 1576 nt
Organism: Bombyx mandarina (wild silkworm)
Lineage: Eukaryota; Metazoa; Arthropoda; Insecta; Lepidoptera; Bombycidae
Gene: Usp39
Product: ubiquitin specific protease 39
Biological process (GO): protein deubiquitination; mRNA processing; spliceosomal complex assembly
Molecular function (GO): zinc ion binding; cysteine-type deubiquitinase activity
Source: RefSeq, a predicted model, not a curated record
CAUUUAACGAUUAUUAUUUACAUUUUACAUUUAGAUUUCAGAUUCUUCAUUUAACUACAUUGUCUAAAGUCUAUGAUAGUAAUAAAAUGACUGAAGAACAAUCUAGAAAACGCAAAAUAACUGAUGAAAAUGGGACUGACAAACAAGGACGAUAUUCGAAAACUCAACAAAUUCAAUGUCCUUACCUGGAUACUAUCAAUCGGCAUGUUUUAGAUUUUGACUUUGAGAAAUUGUGCUCGGUUUCAUUGACUAGAAUCAAUGUUUACGCUUGCUUAGUGUGCGGUAAAUAUUUUCAGGGAAGAGGCACCAACACUCAUGCCUACACACAUUCAGUGGCUGAUGGACACCAUGUAUUUUUGAAUCUUAACACAUUAAAGUUCUAUUGUCUUCCUGACAAUUAUGAAGUUAUUGACUCUUCAUUGAAUGACAUCAAAUAUGUUUUGAACCCAACAUUCACACCUGAACAGAUCAAGCUUAUAGAUACUAACACAAAAAUGUCACGAGCCAUUGAUGGCACAAUGUAUAUGCCUGGCAUUGUAGGCCUUAAUAAUAUCAAGGCCAAUGAUUACUGUAAUGUAAUUUUGCAGUGUUUGUCACAAGUACGUCCCCUACGUAACUACUUUCUGAGGGAAGAGAACUAUGCUAGUGUAAAAAGACCACCUGGGGACUCGUCUUUUUUACUUGUACAAAGAUUUGGUGAAUUAUUACGCAAACUAUGGAACCCCCGUGCUUUUAAAGCACACGUAUCUCCUCACGAGAUGUUGCAGGCUGUUGUGCUGUGGUCUAAGAAGCGAUAUCAGUUUAUUAAGCAGAGUGAUCCAAUAGACUUUCUGUCUUGGUUUCUAAAUUCAUUACACAUGGCACUGAAUGGUACAAAGAAGCCAAAUAGCUCCAUAAUUUAUAAGUCAUUUCUGGGUCACAUGAGGAUCUACACAAGAAAGUUGCCACCGCCGGAUGCUGAUGAUGCAGCUAAAGUCGACCUUAGCAGUGAAGAGUACAAUGAAAUGAUCACUGAGUCUCCAUUUUUGUACCUCACAUGUGACUUGCCUCCAACGCCAUUGUUCACUGAUGAGUUCCGUGAAAAUAUUAUUCCACAGGUAAAUCUUUACCAGCUGUUGUCGAAAUUCAAUGGUCAAACAUCAAAAGAAUACAAGACUUAUAAAGAAAACUUUUUGAAAAGAUUUGAAAUAACACAGCUGCCUCCUUACCUAAUUCUUUACAUAAAAAGGUUUACGAAAAAUACUUUUUUCGUCGAAAAGAAUCCUACAGUUGUAAACUUUCCUGUCAAAAACGUCGAUUUUGGCGAUAUACUGACUGCGGAAAUUAAGGCGAAACAUAACGGAAAAACAAUAUACGAACUGGUUGGUAACAUUGUUCAUGAUGGAACACCUGAGAAAGGGACAUACAGAGCUCACGUUUUGCAUAAGCCUACACAGCAGUGGUAUGAGAUGCAAGAUCUUCAUGUUACCAGUAUUUUACCUCAAAUGAUUACACUUACUGAAGCAUAUAUACAAAUAUAUGAACUAAAGCAGGACUGAAAUGUUCAUUAAUAAUAAAUAAAAUAAGUUAUACAUUA